This is a messenger RNA of Lindgomyces ingoldianus, 1389 nucleotides long. RefSeq lists its product as uncharacterized. NCBI's taxonomy places the organism in Eukaryota, Fungi, Ascomycota, Dothideomycetes, Pleosporales, Lindgomycetaceae. The coding region runs from base 1 to 1389 and encodes 462 amino acids. The record is from RefSeq and is a predicted model, not a curated record. The transcript has a single exon.
AUGGUAGACGUCGCCGUGUCGACCCAGCUCCAGCAAUGGUCCUUCGAAAAAUCCUCGCUCGUCCGCCCAGAGCGCAGUGACAGCUCGGCGUCGUCCCCGGACCUGUACAACCACCACGACAGCGAGACCCUGCGGAUAGAUGCUCCUGCCGUGGACCACGAUACCACCGCCCUGGACCCAAAGGAGACGAUUUUCCAGGAACGAUAUCUCUCGUCCGAGGAGGACCUCUCGCCUAUGGACUUCUCAGAUUCAGACUUCGACGACACAGCCAGCAUCCACGGCCUCGAGAAAAAGUGCUUCUCAGCAAGGAAGAUGUCUAUUUCGAGAUUCGAGAAGGGAAAGAGUUGUGACAUGGCGAUUACAGUGUCGUAUGUUUCGGCAGGUCGACCAAAGGUGAUUGAACUGACGCCAGCCCCUGGUUCGCCAAUCCGUGAGGCGCCGCAACGGUCAGCCUCACUACCGCUCAACCAGCUGCCAAUCGCAGCCAUCAAUAAACUGCAGAAGGCUGACGCAGCCUCUCGACUCUCUCUAAACACAACGAGCUCAGUGAGGACUCAGUCGCGGUCGCAGUCGCGAUCACGGUCGCCAUCGCCUGCGGUUAGUGUACGAAGGCCGUCGCUAGGACGUUUACCGUUCUCGAAUAGCAGCAGCAAACUAAAUAUCUCGGAUUCUUCCUCUUUCGGUGACAGCUCGACAAGAAGUAACUCUCCCUUGACGAGCGAUCAUUCCACCCGUCCAGCAAGUGCAGCAGCACUCUCUCACCCAGCCCCUCGAUCAUCGCUCUACGUAGUCUCGAAUGCCAGAAACUCGCCACUCUCUCCGUUCCCUCCUCUCACCCCACAAUCGCCGGGACCGCACUCUUUUCUGAGCUCAGAUCCAUACGAAACCACGACAACUUCUGCAGCUUCUCCUAUUAUCAAAUCUGGACCACACAAGCGCCUGCGAAGCAUAUCACAAAAGCUAUCACUGGCGAAGAUUGCAAUCACACCAUCGAAGAAGUGGGAUUCGCGCAUAAAUGGCAAGCCUGUUGCCAUGCCUCCCACGCCCGGAACACCAUUCACUCCCAUGACCCCAAUGACCGCUCCACCCACAUCCUUCUCAUCACCAAAGAAUAGGCUACGGCGAAACUCGCGGAUAUCUCGUCCAUCCUCUGGGCGAGGACCAUCUCCCGAAAUUCCUCCUCUUCCUACUACACUCUAUAGCGAGUCCCGAUCUUCCAAGAACAUCCAGAAACUGGUGCCACGCGGCGCCAACGAGCGCGAACCCACACUUGAGCUCCCGCCAUUCCCCGCCGAAGACUCCAGUGGCGAAAUGACCAUGUCAAGCAUCAAAGCGCGACGGAUACGCAAGCGGAAAAGCCUAAUGGACUUUACCAAAGACUUGAUGUGA